Messenger RNA from Fraxinus pennsylvanica, 1485 nucleotides. The record is from the annotation of a GenBank genome assembly. Lineage: Eukaryota; Viridiplantae; Streptophyta; Magnoliopsida; Lamiales; Oleaceae.
AUGCAAAGCUCACGCGGGUCAAUUAACACCGCAACACCACCACCUUCUGCCGCCGCCUCCCUCCCACCCCACCGCAAAAUGUUGCUGAAUAAAGAUAAAGAAGAAUUCAUUUUCCGGUCUAAACUUCCAGAUAUCUACAUACCAAAUCAUUUUCCAAUUCAUACGUAUUGUUUUCAGAACAUAUCAAAACACAGCACAAGGCCAUGCCUCAUCAACGCCGCCAACGGCGAAGUAUUCAGCCACGCCGAUGUCAAACUCACAGCCGGUAAAGUCGCCGCCGGACUCAACAAACUCGGCAUCCAACAAGGCCAAGUCGUAAUGUUAUUACUCCAUAACUCGCCGGAAUUCGUGUUCGCUUUUCUCGGAGCAUCAUACAUCGGAGCUGUAACCACCACCGCCAAUCCACUUUACACUCCGGCGGAGAUUGAAAAACAGGCCACCAUAUCCAAACCAUACCUCAUAAUCACCCAUGCCAUUUAUGCUCAGAAAGUCAAGAACUUUGCUCAACAAAAUGGUGUAAAAAUAUUUUGCAUUGAUCCUCCGCCGGAGAGUUGUUUCCACUUCUCCGAACUGACUCAGGCCGAUGAAAAUUCCGUCCCAUUAGUCAACAUCCACCAGGAUGAUAUGGUCGCACUUCCAUUUUCCUCAGGUACCACCGGCUUCCCAAAAGGGGUGAUGUUAACACAUAAAAACCUAGUAACCUGCGUGUCCCAACAGGUUGAUGGAGAAAACCCUACUCUGUAUAUUCAUCCUGAGGACCUCACCAUUUGUGUACUGCCAUUGUUUCAUGUUUACUCGCUUAUUACAGUGAUGCUUUGCACUCUUCGAGUGGGGUCUGCAAUUCUUAUAAUGCAGAAAUUUGAGAUCAAUGCGUUAAUGGAAAAUGUGCAGAAAUAUAAGGUGACCAUUGCACCAUUUGUGCCUCCAAUACUUUUGGCCAUAGCCAAAAAUCCGGUGGCUGACAGGUUUGAUCUUUCAUCUGUAAGAAGGGUGGUGUGUGGUGCGGCUCCCAUGGACAAGAAGCUCGAAGAUGCAGUCAGAAGGAAGCUACCCAAUGCCACAAUUGGGCAGGGCUAUGGCAUGACAGAGGGUGGGGUGGUAUCAAUGUGUUUGGGAUUUGCCAAAGAAGCAUUUCAAUUCAAAUCAGGUUCAUGUGGAACUGUCAUUAGGAACGCCCAGAUGAAAAUUGUUGAUCCCCAAACAGGCCUUUCUCUUCCAUAUAAUCGAGCUGGGGAAAUUUGGAUUAGAGGAGACCAGAUUAUGAAAGGCUAUUUGAAUGAUCCGGAGGCCACGAAGAGUACAAUAGAUAGAGAGGGAUGGAUGCAUACAGGUGAUAUUGGGUAUGUGGACGAAAAUGAAGAAUUAUUCAUUGUGGACCGAUUGAAGGAACUGAUUAAAUAUAAAGGGUUCCACAUAGCUCCUGCAGAACUUGAAGCAUUAUUAAUUGCUCAUCCCAGUAUUUCUGAUGCUGCAGUUGUACCGUAA